Molecule: messenger RNA, 786 nt
Organism: Lactuca virosa
Lineage: Eukaryota; Viridiplantae; Streptophyta; Magnoliopsida; Asterales; Asteraceae
Source: the annotation of a GenBank genome assembly
AUGUUGAGAAUGCCGGAGACAGAGAUGAGUUGGGGGCGAAUAAUGCCGACGAUGGGGAUGAGCCGUUGCGAGCCUAGCAUUAUAGGUGUCUGGUGUAAGAAUGAUAUGAAAAUGAAAUUACAUGCUAGUAAGUUGUACUGUUUUUGCAAAUUAAAGAGGGUCAUUAACACGGCGCAAAAGCUCGAAGAAAUGAUGCUCAGAACAACAAUGGCCGCUCUGUUUCACCCCACCACGAAGCUGUACUCUUUACCCCUCAAGGCUUUCGUCUCACACUCGCUUCACAAACCCCAGCGGUUAAUAAAUCGACAAAGCUACCCUCGAGCUGAUAGAACAAUCUUAUCCAUCAACACACCUCGUUCUCUAUCAUCUACAGCAGUUCCCAAAAUUUCUAACGACACGACUUCUGAUUUGGACAGCAGUUACUUGUCUUGCUCAAUGACCAAUAGCAAGCGCCCUAUCAAAAUUACGGUUCUUCUCAUUGGUGGCGUUGAUAGCAGUGUCGCAUUUCGCCUCCUCCACGCAGUCGGACACUCCUGCACCGCUUUCUACCUUACAAUGCAUAUACGAAUCAAAUUAUUCAGGUUUAUGCCCACAAUGUCUGGUUUCGAAUAUAAACUUAAUUUUGUUGGUUAUCUAAAAAUUCAAAUUGAAGAUUUCCAGAACUUUUGGUCUGAAUGUCCAUGGGAAGAGGAUUUGAAGUACGCAAAAGCUGUUUGCAAUCAGGUUGCUUUCUUCACCUUCAUAUUAUCCAUCUCAUUUUAUCUUCAGAUUUCUGUUAGUGCUUAA